Papilio machaon (common yellow swallowtail) is the source of this 1392-nucleotide messenger RNA. RefSeq names its product antichymotrypsin-1. The record is from RefSeq and is a predicted model, not a curated record. The coding region runs from base 146 to 1333 and encodes 395 amino acids. NCBI's taxonomy places the organism in Eukaryota, Metazoa, Arthropoda, Insecta, Lepidoptera, Papilionidae. The transcript has 9 exons. Gene Ontology annotation, molecular function: serine-type endopeptidase inhibitor activity.
UUUAUAUUCCCAAUAUAAAUGUCAACAAUAAUUUAGAUAAGAGAACGUAAGUAAACGAUUAGUCGAUCUGUUUGGUUGUUAAAUAUAAAUACGAGAUUUAAAGGUCGAUCGAGGUGAGUUCAGUUGUUCAGUGGACACUGUCAACAUGGAGUGUUUAAUUCUCUUGUUUUUGGUCGCAAUGGCCAGUACUGCAGAUUCGAUUUUGGACCACGAAUAUUCUAGAACUCCCCUAGGAGAUAACAUCGAUAAAGCAUCCGUUAAACUUUUGAAGGAAGCCUAUCUAGCAUCAGAAAAUACUAAUGUAGUAACUUCACCCCUGGGGGUGUUACUGCUCUUAUCGUUAUACUCUUCCGGCACCCAGGGUAAAACGAGGGAUGAAAUUACAGAACUGCUUGGCGCGACCGGUUACAAGGAGAUGUUCGACAGCUACAGUGGUCUAAGCAAUGAGUACGCUUCAAUGAACUCCAGCUACUUGUCCCUGGCCAACAAGAUCUACGUAGCCUCGGGGUACGAUCUGAAUGAUGAGUUCCUCAACACAGCGCGCGCUUACAACACCGAAGUGGACUCCGUCGACUUCCACAAUGUAGAAAAUGCAGCACAUGUCAUCAACCAAUGGGCGAAUAAACAAUUAAGAGGUCUAAUCAAGGACCCCGUGUCGAAAACAUCUUUGGAUAAAGACGCGUUGGUCGCACUUUUCAACGUGAUAUACUUCAAGGGUCACUGGCACGUUCCCUUCCAAGUCGAGUCGACUGAGAUGAAGGACUUCCACGUCAACAAAUCACUCACUGUUAAGAAACCGAUGAUGCACCUGAGUAAAUCCCUCUUCUUCCACGCGAACGACCAGCUCGGAGCUAAAAUGAUAGAGUUGCCAUACCAGGAACCUGGUUUCCGUAUGGUGGUGAUCUUACCAAACGAAGUGGACGGUCUCCCAGAUGUUCUGGAAAAGGUGGCACAAAAGGGUCUACUGGAGGAUGUGUUCGCUUUGAGUCCCGCGAGAAGGAAGAUUAAUUUGUAUUUACCCAAAUUCGAUAUCAAAAGUAGUCUGGAUUUUACGCAAAUAUUACCAAAGUUGGGAGUAAACGGAAUAUUUUCCGGAGGCGCCAGUGGCAUAGUGAAUGGGCGCAGUGUUGCCAUAUCAAAAAUAUUCCAAGAAGCCAUAGUGAAUGUGGACGAGGAAGGUGCUAGAGCAGGCGCAUUCACUGGCUAUAUAGCUGUUAAAUUAUCCUUUGAUUCGAGACCUCCACCACCGAUGGAUUUCAUUGUAAAUCACCCAUUUCUUUUUGCGAUUCUACAUAAGGAGGUUACCCUAUUACUUGGCACAUACACACAUUGAGCUAUGAUACAUAUUGACAUUGUUGUGUUGUAUCAAGAAAGUUGCUCCCGCUUUUGUAU